Anolis carolinensis (green anole) is the source of this 1460-nucleotide messenger RNA. Its product is annotated as SLAM family member 7. The transcript is spliced from 10 exons. Lineage: Eukaryota; Metazoa; Chordata; Lepidosauria; Squamata; Anolidae. The coding region runs from base 95 to 1279 and encodes 394 amino acids. The record is from RefSeq and is a predicted model, not a curated record.
UCCUCUUUUUUGCGGAAGAGGAGGAGCUAAAAGAAGGGCAAAAAAUUCAACGUUUAUCAGUUUCGGAGCAGACGUUAGACUUGCCGCAAAAGAAAUGCCUUCUCGCCGAGCUCCGUGGUCUUUAUGGCUUCCUCUGUGGAUUGCGUUAGUCGCAGGAUCCUUCGGGGAAGAAGAAGAAGAAAGAAAAGCAGAAAACGUGGCCGGGAUUAUUGGGGAAUCUGUCACGUUCCAGUUGAAUUUUUCUGAACCAUUUAAAUCCAUUACUUUGCAAAGGAAGAAAAAACAGAAUUUUAAUAAUGUUGCCAUUUUGAAGCUGGAAAAGAACUACUGUGCUGUAACUGAGAUAUUCUUCACAAGCUUCGAAGAGCGACUGGACGUCUCGGAAGACUGCAAGAGGAUAAAAAUCUUCCAUCUGACACAAGAGGAUUCUGCCACAUUCAGAGCUGAGAUCCCAAUCCCUCAAAAGGAUGAACCAUUAAAUCUGUUCUUCAAUCUUCAGGUCUUCAGGAAAUUGUCCGAUUCCGACUUGCAAAUCCACUGCAAAGCAAUAGGAAAUGAGACUUGGCGGCUGAACUGCUCGGCGAGAGAGUCGGAGGAAGGCGUCCUGUUUAAUAUGACUGCCGAUGGAAACCAGGAACAUUCGGGAAGGACCCUGGAUGUCCAAGAUGGAGGCGGGGAGGAGGACCCAAACAUCUCCUGCGUGGCCAGGAACCCCGUCAGCACGGCCUCCACAGCACGGCCUUUGAGGGACCUCUGCGAGCCUCGCACAACGGCAGCCACAAUAGAGCCUCGGUUGCAGAACGGAAACAGAAUCCAUAGCCGCAUCAUUAUAGGAGUGUCAAUUCUCAUUGUUUUAAUCGUGAUUGUAGUCUGUGCAGUCGUUUUCUAUUGUGCUUGGCGAAGAAAAAAAGCUGCCUCUCAUCUUCAAGGGCAUUCUGCAGAACCUGAAGAAUGCAAGAGCAUUUAUGCCCAGGUUGGAGAGGUUUUCCAGGACCGGGAUGUGCAGAGCUCUCGGCCGAGAACCGGCCCAAAGAAAGAGAAACAACAAGCCUCACAGACCAUCUACACGACUGUGGAACAUCCACCCAAAACGAGUCCUUUGCAAACGGACGAUGAGAAGAUGCAGAAAAGGAGGCGAAGGAGAGACGAAGGCGAGAAAACGGUUUAUUCGGAGAUUAAUAAAUCCUCAGAGGGUGAAGCCCACGGCCUCAAGACCGUCUACGAAACAGUGAAGAACCCUCGGCCUCUCAAGACGCAAGAAUACACCCAGAUCCUCUAGCCGUGGAGCCCUUUUUGGAGCCAGUGUUUCUUGUGUUUACAUGAAAUUUUUAUCUUCUAUUGUUGUUUACAUUGAUAUAUUGUAUUAUUGUUUUAUCUUUUUAUAUUGUGAUUGUAUUGUGUUGCUUAUAUUUUGUUCUUAUGUUGUUUGGGCCACUGCCCCAUGUAAGAGUCCCCGUGGG